AUGAAUAGCGAGGAGUACUCCAACAUAUACUUCCCACCAUCUCUCGCGCCCUCAAGACCCACGCUGGAAGAGGUAGGUUUUUUGGGCACUAAAACAGCAGGGGGUGCAGCAACAAAUGCCAACGGUAACGGUAACGAUGCCACGGCGGGAAGUAAAAGACAGCGGCUUUGCGAAAAAGAAGGUGGAAACAGCAAUGGUGAGGUGACUGCAUGUUGCACUGAACAAAAUAAUCUGGAAGGAAAUACCUCUCAAACAUGUCAGCGGUCAGACACCAUUGACGAUACGGGCGGUGGUAACAACAACGGUGGUGAUAGCCCGCAAAAGUUUCACGACGGACUGUUUGAGAAGAUGUUAGUGUUUCACACAAUUCCUGAGAGCGCGAUGCAGGUAGUGGCUCGUUACCGCGUGACACCACAGCGCUUGGAACACGCGCGAAAUAUCUUCAAACUUUUUGAAGGUACCCACUCGUACCACAACUUCACACCGGGAGGAAAGGCGAGUGAUCCCUCAUCUGCGCGUUACAUCACCAGCGUCACAGUUAGUGAGCCGUUUGUUGUGGACCCUUCUGAUGACGCCAUGUUAUCAGCACUUCAGUUGUGGGCUCCUUCGCGCUACUAUUCUCCUGAUGAUGAAAGGUUAGUUUCAGGGGAAGUGAAAGAUGACGAUGAAGUCGAACAAGAAAGAGAACGUAUGCGUGAACGUAUGAUUCGCAUUUACGGCACCCCUGCCGCUGAGGGAACGGGUGAUAUUAACAGGAACAUGGGAGACAGAAAUCGUGUUGGUCUCGAGGUUGUGCGCAUUGAAUUGAGCGGCCAGAGCUUUUUAUUUAAUCAAAUACGCAAAAUGAUCGGCACUGUUGCUUCUAUGUGCGCUGCUGGCUUACCACCGGAUUACCUGCGUGAUCAUUUCUUGAACAAGGCAGUUCGAUGCGGCACACCAAUGGUGCCUGCGAAUGGUCUUUUUCUGACGUAUUUGGACUUUCAGAGGUACAACUAUCGGUUGGAUCGAAUUCAACUCGAGGGGGAAAAUGGAAAAGGGAAGGGUGGUAUUUAUGUGGACCGUGUGGACGAGCAGGCGGUAGAAACUUUUCGACGGAAAAUUGUAGCUGUUGUGCUGCGUAACGAAAUGGUCACCGACGCCAUAGGGCGGUGGAUGCGGUCGUUGCGCCACGUGAUGAGAUUAGCGUGUAAGAUUGAGUUGCCGUAA
Messenger RNA from Trypanosoma brucei brucei TREU927, 1206 nucleotides. RefSeq lists its product as hypothetical. Gene Ontology annotation, molecular function: RNA binding; pseudouridine synthase activity. Gene Ontology annotation, cellular component: nucleus. Lineage: Eukaryota; Euglenozoa; Kinetoplastea; Trypanosomatida; Trypanosomatidae. The transcript has a single exon. Gene Ontology annotation, biological process: tRNA pseudouridine synthesis; mRNA pseudouridine synthesis. The coding region runs from base 1 to 1206 and encodes 401 amino acids. The record is from RefSeq and is a predicted model, not a curated record.